Prorocentrum cordatum is the source of this 934-nucleotide messenger RNA. Lineage: Eukaryota; Dinophyceae; Prorocentrales; Prorocentraceae. The record is from the annotation of a GenBank genome assembly.
AGUUACUUUCGAGGCCUUUGUCCUGAGGCUGUGCCCGCUUGAGAGAUGCGGCGCGGUCCAGGCAUCGCGGGGCUGAAGCAGAGCCAGGCCCAGCGAAGCACCAUCGCGGCUGCGGGCGACCAGUCCAAGGCUGCGCAGCUGGCGGAUGCCAAGGCCAACUUCGAGGUCCUUCGGGCCAAGCUGACGGAGUUCGCGCAGAAGCACCGUAGCCGCAUUAACUCCGACCCACAGUUCCGCCAGGCCUUCUGCGAAAUGUGCGCGGCGGCGGGCGUCGACCCCCUCGCGAGCAGCAAGGGCGUGUGGGAUCAGCUACUGGGGGUGGGCCAGUUCUACAGCGAGUUGGCCGUGCAGGUGCUGACGGUGUGCAUUCAGACGCGCGAGAUGAACGGCGGUUUGCUCGACUUGCGCGAGUGUCUGUCUCUGGUCCAGGCGCUGAGACCAGCGGACCAGACAAUCUCGGAGGAGGACGAUGUCGAGACCGCCAUCAGCUCGCUCUCGGCCCUGGGCCGCGGCGUGGGCGUUCGCAGGUGCGGGGACCGAAGGACUGAUUGUGUACUCCGUGCCGGACGAACUGAACACGGACCCCUCGCAGGCGCUGGAGAUCGCGGCGCGGGCGGGGGGCAAGGUGUGUUCGGAGGACCUGACACGACAGCUCGGCUGGAGGCCUGAAAGGGCCGAGGCGGCGCUCGCGCACUUCGUUCGGGAGGGCCUCUGCUGGUCGUCGCCAGGACCCGGCGGUGGACAUGUGGUACUGGUUCCCCAGCAUCGCGCUGGCGGGCAGGAGCUGAGUCGCCGCCCACUCGCCCCCCUGGGGCGGCGGGCCGCCGUGGGCCGCGGCCGGGCAGACAGAGGCCCACUUGCUCGUGCCCGCUGGACCGGGAGAGGCGGAGCAAAGCGCGCGCAAGUCUGCGGUGCCGUCUCGUGGUGGUUCCAG